This is a messenger RNA of Limanda limanda (common dab), 3217 nucleotides long. RefSeq names its product peroxisomal biogenesis factor 5 (gene pex5). NCBI's taxonomy places the organism in Eukaryota, Metazoa, Chordata, Actinopteri, Pleuronectiformes, Pleuronectidae. Gene Ontology annotation, biological process: protein import into peroxisome matrix, docking. Gene Ontology annotation, molecular function: protein binding. The transcript has 17 exons. The coding region runs from base 231 to 2273 and encodes 680 amino acids. Gene Ontology annotation, cellular component: peroxisomal membrane; cytosol. The record is from RefSeq and is a predicted model, not a curated record.
GCGGUGGUGGAGUGUUUUGUGGGUCAUGGAGGAGGAAGGUAAAUAAAGGAGACGCGCUGGUUACACACGGCGGCUGCACUCGCACGUUUCCCCGGGAGCUUGGACACGUUUUCCCGGCAGCUUCUGGCCCGACACGGUGGUUGAAGUCAGCCGGAGAGGAGGGUCGGUCCGUCGGCUGUGAGGCGAGUUCUCAGGUGGUCUGAUUGGGUUUGCCUCAUCCUUGUGUUGCCAUGGCGAUGCGGGAGUUGGUGGAGGCAGAAUGUGGGGGAGCCAAUCCCCUCAUGAAGCUGACCAGUCACAUGACCAAGGAAGGGGGGGCAUGGCGGCACCGCUCAACACCUACAAUUCCCCCGACUCCUAUUGAAAUAUCAACUGAAGAAGAGCUGGUGAAUGAGUUCCUUCAGGCCCCCCCACGGGCGCCACACACAUUUGACAUGGGUCAACUGCUUGAGGAAAUGCAGCAGAUUGACCAGCAGAGCUACAGACAAGCACCACAGAGAGCUCCAGAUGUGGCAGCGUUGGCCCUCUCCGGUGACUGGGCGUCCGAGUUCGUCUCGAGUUCGGACCCCGCCGCCCCCCCGGGACUCAUCGCUCUCGGCGAUGCAGCAGACGCUGAUUGGACGAGGGAGUUUAUCGCUGAGGCUGCAGAUCCUGGACGCUGGGCAGAGGAGUAUCUGGAGCAGUCAGAGGAGAAGUUGUGGCUCGGAGACCUCGGAGACAAGGAAAACGAAUGGACAAAAGAGUAUGAACCAGGGGAGGAGCUGAGGGAGACGGCCAAUGAACUUGUCGCAAAGGUCGAUGACCCUAAGUUACAAAACACAGAGUUCCUGCGAUUCGUUAGGCAGAUUGGCGAGGGCAGUGUCACAGUGGAGAGCAAAACAGACAGACAGCUCACAGAUAAAGCUCAGGCCCAGGAGGCUCAGAACUGGGCCUCCAACCUCAACCAGUUCCUGACGAAGACGGGGGGAGGGAGUCUUCCCCUGGAAACCCCAGAGCGGAAUGAGAAGAUUUCGAAAACUAAAGCUAAACAGGCAGAGCAGUGGGCCCAGGUCGUCCAGCAGGUGUCGGAGGAGUCGGCCGAAGCCUGGGUUGAUGAGUUCGCCACGGCAGGACCAGAUUUCCAACAAGCCAAGGCUGCAGUGGAGAGUGAUGUGGAUUUCUGGGAGAAGCUGCAAACGGAGUGGGAGGAGAUGGCGAAGAGGGACGCAGAGAGCCAUCCCUGGCUGUCUGACUUCGAUCAGCUGCUCAGCACUUCUUACGACAAGGGUUAUCAGUUUGAAGAGGACAACCCCUACUUAUCUCACCCGGACCCUUUGUCCGAGGGAGUGACGAGGAUGGAGGCGGGGGACAUCCCUGGUGCCGUGCGCUUCUUUGAAAGUGCCGUACAGUCAGAACCUGGCAACCAGCUGGCUUGGCAAUAUCUGGGAACCUGUCAGGCUGAGAACGAGCAGGAAUUUGCUGCAAUCAGCGCACUCCGCAGAUGUAUAGAGCUGAAGAACGACAAUCUGAUUGCUCUAAUGGCGUUGGCUGUCAGUUUCACGAACGAGUCGCUGCACAGGCAGGCCUGUGAGACUCUUCGGGAUUGGCUCAAACACAAUCCAGACUACCGCUCUGUCUGGGACCAGAACGAGCUUGAACGCCAAAAGGACGGUGCCAGAGAUCGGGAGAAGGAGCGGGAGAGGUUCGGGUCACUGCUGCCAGAAUCUUUGUUUUCAGACGUCCAGUCCCUUUUCCUGCUUGCAGCCAACGCGGACCCCGCCCAGGUGGACCCCCAGCUGCAGUGUGGUCUCGGAGUUCUCUUCAACCUCAGCGGAGAGUAUGACAAGGCGGUGGACUGUUUCAGUGCUGCUCUGUCUGUCACACCACAGGACUAUCUGCUGUGGAACAAGUUGGGUGCCACGCUGGCUAAUGGAAGCCGCUCAGAGGAGGCAGUGGCCGCCUACAGGAGAGCUCUGGAGCUGCAGCCAGGUUUCAUCCGUAGUCGCUACAACUUGGGGAUUAGUUGUGUCAAUUUGGGAGUACACAGAGAGGCAGUGGAGCAUUUCCUCGAAGCUCUGUCUCUACAGCGCCAGGCGGCCAGCGAUGGGGCGAGAGCUGCCCGGGGCCCUGGAGGAGCUGCAGCCACCAUGAUGUCCGACAACAUCUGGUCCACCUUGCGCAUGGCUCUCAGCAUGAUGGGCGAGAGCUCUCUGUACACCGCCGCCGAUCGCCGGGACUUGGACACAUUGUUGGCUCACUUCUGCCAGAGAGAGGUGGAGGGUGGGACUGAAUGAAAACCAGCCAGGGGGGCGCUUAUUGAGUGUGAAUGUGUUUUGCUGGGAGGGAAAUGUUUGGGUGACUGAAUGAAGCAGAGAGGAAUCCGAGUGGUAACAGUUCGAGGGAAAUGGAGACACUGUGAAUUAUCCACCGUCCCAGAGGCAUCAUCCUGUGCUUGUGUAUGUUUAAGUGACUUGUAUCAAACAUUGCAGUCUGUACCUGAGAAGAGAACCAGUCAGCAGUACUACAGACAUGUCACUGUAUUUUUAAAUGUUCGGGAUUUUCUUCAUUGCCUUGAUCUGGGGAACUGGGCUCCAUCUGAAAUUUGUUCUUGAAGAAGAAUGAGUGACUUCCCUCUGUACUCAGUAACCAGCUGUAUGGACAGUUAGUUAUGUUUUUCAUGCCCUCUCAUAUUCUUUAACAACAACAGAUUGUAGAUUGAACUGUUAGUCUCUACGGUUAUGUAAAUUAAAGGUACAGUAUUUCAGUGACAUUGAAUAGAGCACUGCUUUUAUCAAAAGUGCUCUCAAGAGAAAGCUGCCGAUAACAAACAGUAGUCAGAAGUGCUAUAAUGGCUUGUUUCUUUAUUUACCUCUAUCUUAUUUAAUUUUUUAGUAAUCAUUUAUCAGCCGGGACAAUGAACUGACAACCAGCAGGACUGUUACUGUAAUGAUAACGGUGUGUGUAUGUGUGUGUACAGGAUGUUUGUGUGUUCGGGCUUGGGUGGGUGAUAUUAAUCCUGCAUUGGAUGAUAAGAACAUAUAAUUGUAAUAUCGUUGAGGAUGAUUUCCUGCUCUUUUUCAUAUCGCUCUUGUAAAACAAUUUGCUUCAUUGUAAAAUAAUGCUAUAUGCCAUAUUGUGUAUUGUAAAAUAAUUGUUGCACUAUAAUUGUUUUCAGGCUACUUCUAUCCUGACUGCAAUGUUUAAUAUAAUAUUCAGCAAUAAAGCUUUGAUUCCAGAA